This is a messenger RNA of Etheostoma spectabile (orangethroat darter), 1489 nucleotides long. RefSeq names its product sodium channel subunit beta-1. Gene Ontology annotation, cellular component: voltage-gated sodium channel complex. Lineage: Eukaryota; Metazoa; Chordata; Actinopteri; Perciformes; Percidae. Gene Ontology annotation, molecular function: sodium channel inhibitor activity; transmembrane transporter binding. Gene Ontology annotation, biological process: cardiac muscle cell action potential involved in contraction; sodium ion transport; regulation of sodium ion transmembrane transporter activity. The record is from RefSeq and is a predicted model, not a curated record. The transcript is spliced from 6 exons. The coding region runs from base 353 to 1003 and encodes 216 amino acids.
GAUUCACACACUCUAAAUAUAGCGGACUUUAAGUCAGACUGGAUUGCAGGGGAGACUUAAAACUACUGCGAAGAACACACGGAGAAUCAAGUUUUUUAGUAAACCUUUUCUGUGUUCUAAAGUUCUCAGUCAUUUUUUACUUUUAUGAAAUGCGAGAUUGUUGCACUGAUGGACUGAUACUCUGGAUCAAAUGGUGAACUGGUUUGUCAUGGAGAUUAUGGAAUUAUUCAGGGAUCAAGAGGCGUUAUCCCAGUAAUGUGAUCUUAAUCACCACAGAUAUUUCUCUGCCGGUUUACUGCAAGGAAGUUCCAAUAUUUUGUUCAACAGUUGUCCAUAAGUUGCUCCAGCAGAAAUGAUAUGCCACUUGUCUCUUUUAAUCGUCGUCAAUCUUUUCGUGUCCCAGUGCCAUGGCGGCUGUGCGGAGGUGGACUCCCCGACCGAAGCUGUGGCAGGAGGAGGAUUCCUGCUGGGCUGCAUCUCAUGUAAGAGAAGAGAGGAGGUGCCUGCCCGGGCCACUGUAGACUGGCACUUCAAACCGCCGGGAGAGGAGGAGUUCAGGCAUAUUUUCCACUAUGACCACCCCAGUGCUAGCAUCAUCAAUGAAGAUUUCAGCGAGCGUCUGGCGUGGCAUGGAUCAAACAACAGCGAUAUUCAGAUAGGAGCCAUUUACAUUCAUAACGUCACCUUCAAUGACACAGGGACGUACCGCUGCACAAUCCUCCGCACCCUCCAUCUGCCCAAGUAUGACGAGCACGUCACUGUGGAGAAAGAGUUCGAGCUCAACGUGGUGGCUGUAGCCAAUCGGGAGCUGACAGCAGUGAUCUCAGAGAUUGUCAUGUACGUCCUGAUUGUGGUUCUGCAGCUGUGGCUCAUUGUGGUUCUGGUCUACUGUUACAAUAAGAUUUCGGAGGAGCAUGAAGGUCGGGAGGCCCGUAAAGCUCUCAAGGCUCAGGCACAGCUGUUAGAAUCGAAAGACAACUGUGAUGGGGUGCAGCUAGAGUAAUAUUACCAGUAAAAAGAUUUCUGCAAGAGUCAAGCUUCCUUGCUGUACCGUGGUUUUGCUAAUAAAGACACAACUACUGUAAGACAGGUUGAUUUUGAAUGGCUUGGUCACUCGGUCGUAGGUGCAACCUGUACGAUCAACGGUAAACACAAGCUGAUGGUGCAGAUGGCCGAUUUUCCACCUUGUUAUUAAAAUAUGUACACUUGAUUUGUGAAAAAAUACCUUUAAAAGGUUUUUGAAAAGAAAUAACCAAUGUAUGGAAUUAAAUGGCUUUUUAGUAUUUAAUAAUCAUUAAAAUAAUAUUCCUAAAACAAUUAAUUUAAUUACCAGAGCCAAACAUCAAAUGACUAACCCAAUGGCUAAGGAUUAAUUUCCUAUUAAAUAAACUGAUCAAAUAAUUGACUUAUAAUGUCAAUGGCAACCCAUGGCCUUUGUAGCAACUAAUUUCUAUUGCAUCUCUUUUAACCACACAACAGAAGCUGAAAU